GUAUCUGCUAUAGUUACUCCUCUCAAGUCUCCACUACCUUCCUCGGAACUCCCUCAGCCUCUCGCCACCCCCUCGCUCGUCCGCUCAUUCACCAAUAUAACCCACCCGCCUGCCCCCGCACAGCAGCAGCAUCGCUCGCCCGAUGGCCACAUACGCAACCAGGCUUACCACGGCCUUCGGAGCAGGCGUAGACCGAGUUCGCCGCUGGUCCCAGGGAUCCGCACAAGAUGACCAGCAGCACCCGAACCACCCGCAGCGCCGAUUCGCCACCACUCCCGGCGACCUCGACGAAGUCGACGACGAUGCCAUCUCGGACUCUCCACCACCACGCUCGCCCGUGCCCGCCCACCCACCCCUCGCAUCCGUGCCCGAAGGUACCUACGUCAGACCGCGAGGAGACGAGGCUUCCGAGCAGACGCUCGCCACGAUCACCACCAGCACUAGCACCAGCAGCGGGGCCCACCUCAUAGCAGUUCCGGACGCCAUCGCCGCUCCGCCCGUGAUGUCCCCCCCGGAAGGCGGCCCGUCGAACACUCUCCCGUCUCCCGUGCCAGCGAGCACGGGCGGCUCCUUGCUGCCCGCGCGAGCCUCGGGGCUGCCCGAAGACGACGGGCAGCGGCAGCUGCGGCAGAAGCUGUCCGACAUCACGCAAUCCGGCUUGCCUGAGCGCGACCGCGCACGGAAGAUGCACCAGAUCAUGACGGAGAAGUGGCAUCAGUCGCGGGCGGCGCAGGUGGUGGGGCUGCAGCAGGUCGGCGGCGGUGGAGGCGGCGGUGAGGUAGCGCCUGCGUCGCCGACGGCGACAAGGCUCGAGAUGUUGGGUGAUCCAGAUCCCUCCGAUAAGAAGAAUCCGUACAAACUCCUCCAGGGCGACGCGAGGAAGACGUACUACUCCGGCCCGAACCCGCCGGCGCCGGAAGAGGAGGACGGUGUGCCCCCGAGAGUGCUGGGGUGCUCGCAUUAUCGCAGAGGUGUUAGGCUGCAGUGCUCUACGUGUGAGCGCUGGCACACGUGCAGGUUCUGUCACGACGAGAAUGAGGACCAUGCCCUGGUCAGGAGGGAAACGAAGAAUAUGCUGUGCAUGCAUUGUGGACGCCCGCAGCCGGCGCAGCAGGACUGUAGGUUCUGCGGCGUCAGGAGUGCGAAGUAUUACUGCGAUAAGUGCAAAUUGUGGGAUGACGAUCCGCAAAAGAGUAUAUAUCACUGUAACGACUGUGGUAUAUGUAGGAUUGGGCAAGGGUUGGGAAAGGACUUUUUCCACUGCAAGAAAUGCGGUGUAUGCAUGUCGAUAGCUCUCGAGAACUCCCACCGAUGCAUAGAACGUUCUACAGAAUGCGAUUGCCCCAUAUGUGGAGAGUUCAUGUUCACUUCAACACUAACAGUAGUCUUUAUGACCUGCGGCCACUCAAUCCAUCACAAAUGCUACUACGAGCACAUGAAGAACUCCUACCGGUGUCCGACCUGCGCGCGAACCAUAAUCAACAUGGAGUCCCAAUUCCGCGCACUCGACAUCGAGAUCGAGAACCAACCGUUACCAUCGCCAUACUCUGCCUGGCGCUGCCUGAUCAGCUGCAACGACUGCUCGGCCAAGUCCAACGUGCAAUUCCACUUUCUCGGGCAGAAAUGCGACAACUGCUCGUCGUACAACACCUCGCAGGUCCGCAUCAUCCGCCCCGAAGACGAGGGCGCCCCCAUCGCCGCAAUCGACGUGCCUACAGAUCCACAACCGAUCUCGCGCACCGGCCUCGAGAGAAUGCGAAGCCUGUCAGUCCUCCCUGUAUUGAACUCGCCGCCCCGCGCUGCGUCAACGGAACAUGGCAAUGCCGUUGUCCCCGGCGCCGAUGGCGCGGCCAUCCAGAAUGCGAACCGUGCUCUUGCCGCGGCGGACGAGGCGAUACAGAUUGCUAGUGGCCUGGGAGAUAGAGACGGCGCGCCGAUUAUCGACGAUGGCUGGGAAAGCGAGAAUAGCGCGGACUUUAUAGAUGAGGAGGAGGAGGAUGGUAGUCAGGAUGGUAGUGAUGGUAGUGACGUCGACGAUGAGGACGAAGACGACGACGACGAUGACGAGGAGUUUGAGGAGCUGAUUAAUCUCAGGGGACACAUAUAACUCAACACCCAUUACACCGUUAUUGUUUGUCUUUUGUCCUGCUGCAUUGGGGUUUUCUUUUGUUUCCGGCUUCAUCAUUUUGAUUUUUCCUUUCGUUUUCCUUUCGUUUUCUCGGGCAUAUACCAAGCUUCAUCAUUGUUGUCCGCAUGGUUUUGGUAUGGGUUUGGUUUGGUUUUGAUUCGUGUUUUCUGUUUCUUGUUUGGAUGCUGGGCGGUCUCUGUAAGGUCUGGUUAGUCACUCAUACACUCUCACUCACUCAACUCACUUUUCAGAUCUUUUGACGGGGGGGGCACAAAUGUUGCUG
Molecule: messenger RNA, 2411 nt
Organism: Tricharina praecox
Lineage: Eukaryota; Fungi; Ascomycota; Pezizomycetes; Pezizales; Pyronemataceae
Exons: 4
Coding region: 143-2107 (654 amino acids)
Biological process (GO): ubiquitin-dependent protein catabolic process; protein ubiquitination
Cellular component (GO): nucleus
Molecular function (GO): zinc ion binding; ubiquitin protein ligase activity
Source: RefSeq, a predicted model, not a curated record